Molecule: messenger RNA, 3704 nt
Organism: Dipodomys ordii (Ord's kangaroo rat)
Lineage: Eukaryota; Metazoa; Chordata; Mammalia; Rodentia; Heteromyidae
Gene: Pxn
Product: paxillin
Exons: 12
Coding region: 4-1776 (590 amino acids)
Biological process (GO): endothelial cell migration; transforming growth factor beta receptor signaling pathway; substrate adhesion-dependent cell spreading
Source: RefSeq, a predicted model, not a curated record
GCCAUGGACGACCUCGACGCCCUGCUGGCGGACUUGGAGUCCACCACCUCCCACAUCUCCAAGCGGCCCGUGUUCCUGUCCGAGGAGCCCCCCUACUCCUACCCAACUGGAAACCAUACCUACCAGGAGAUUGCAGUGCCGCCCCCCGUCCCACCCCCCCCCUCCAGUGAGGCCCUCAAUGGCACCAUCCUCGCCCCCUUAGACCAGUGGCAGCCAAGUGGCUCCCGAUUCACCCACCAGCAGCCUCCAUCCCCAUCACCUGUAUACGGCUCCAGUGCCAACCCUUCCAGUGCCUCUGACCCCGACGGUGUUGGCUCUCCAUGCUCCCGAGCCGGUGAGGAGGAGCACGUCUACAGCUUCCCCAACAAACAGAAAUCAGCUGAGCCUUCACCUACCGUCAUGAGCUCCUCCCUGGGCAGCAACCUCUCAGAACUCGACCGCCUACUGCUGGAACUCAAUGCCGUGCAGCAUAAUUCUCCAAGUUUCCCUGCAGAUGAGGCCAACUCAAGCCCCCCACUCCCUGGGGCCCUGAGCCCUCACUAUGGCAUCCCAGAGAAUAACAGUCCCCUGGGGACCAAAGCUGGGCCUCUGACGAAGGAGAAGCCAAAGAGGAAUGGAGGCCGGGCCCUGGAGGAUGUACGGCCCAGUGUGGAGAGCCUCUUGGACGAACUGGAGAGCUCUGUGCCCAGCCCUGUCCCUGCCAUCACUGUGAACCAGGGUGAGAUGAGCAGCCCACAGCGAGUCACAUCCAGCCAGCAACAGACGCGCAUCUCCGCCUCCUCUGCCACCAGGGAGCUGGACGAGCUGAUGGCUUCCUUGUCAGAUUUUAAGAUGCACGGCCUGGAGCAAAGAGCGGAUGGAGAGCAGAACUGGGUGGCUGGCUGGCCUCCGAGCAGCAGGCAGAGCAGCCCUGAAGGGCAGGACGAGGGAGGGUUCAUGGCCCAGGGGAAGACCGGAAGCAGCUCACCUCCUGGGGGACCCUUGAAGCCUGGAAGCCAGCUGGACAGCAUGCUGGGGAGCCUGCAGUCUGACCUGAACAAGCUGGGGGUCGCCACGGUCGCCAAGGGGGUGUGCGGGGCCUGCAAGAAGCCCAUCGCUGGGCAGGUUGUGACAGCCAUGGGGAAGACAUGGCACCCCGAGCACUUUGUCUGCACCCACUGCCAGGAGGAGAUCGGAUCCCGGAACUUCUUUGAGCGGGAUGGACAGCCAUACUGUGAAAAGGACUAUCACAACCUCUUUUCCCCGCGCUGCUACUACUGCAAUGGGCCUAUCCUGGAUAAAGUGGUGACGGCCCUCGACCGGACAUGGCACCCUGAGCACUUCUUCUGUGCCCAGUGUGGGGCCUUCUUCGGUCCUGAAGGGUUCCAUGAGAAGGAUGGCAAGGCCUACUGCCGGAAGGAUUAUUUUGACAUGUUCGCGCCCAAGUGCGGCGGCUGUGCUCGGGCCAUCCUGGAGAAUUACAUCUCCGCCCUCAACACCCUCUGGCAUCCCGAGUGCUUCGUGUGCCGGGAAUGCUUCACGCCUUUUGUCAACGGCAGCUUCUUUGAGCACGAUGGGCAGCCAUACUGCGAGGUGCACUACCACGAGCGGCGCGGCUCGCUGUGCUCCGGCUGCCAGAAGCCCAUCACGGGCCGCUGUAUCACCGCCAUGGCCAAGAAGUUCCACCCGGAGCACUUCGUGUGUGCCUUCUGCCUCAAGCAGCUCAACAAGGGGACCUUCAAGGAGCAGAACGACAAGCCUUAUUGCCAGAACUGCUUCCUCAAGCUCUUCUGCUAGUGCCCCUCCUGGCACCCGUCCCCUCCCCAGCCUGUGUCCCCAACUGCUACUGUGACCCAGAGACCUCGCCGAGGUGCCAUGGGCAAACCCAAUGGAAACUGGAACCUUGCCCUCAACUGGUGCAGCAUGGGAAGGGGGUGGCAGGGGCUCUUGCCUGCUUCUCCUCACCCCCACCAGAGCCUCGGGACCUUCCCCCCUCCCGAGGUCCUCCCCUGAGGUGGAAGGUGGACCCACCCCCAUAGCACAUGCUGUGCGUCCCCACAAAUGGUCACCCCACACUGGAGCCAUCUCCCACUCACAGGUCAGCGGCAGAGCCAGGGCGGGAGGAGGGGCAGGGCCAUCUAGGGGCCCACUUAAUCCUUAUUUCUUCCCGAUCUAAUUAUCUGAGAGUAUUGAGGGGAUACCUGGACCCCUCCAGACAACGCCAGCAUAAACCUGUCCAUCCAAGGGCAGGAGCUCUGCAGGGGCUGUGGAAAGGUCCUUCGGCUCCAGUCUUUCAGUCUCCCUGGGCCUGGGUGACUGUCCCCUUCCCUUGGCCACCCAUUUUAUACUUGUUCCAGUUCUACUGAGAAAGUUCUCUCCAGCAAUAACAUUUUCUAGCCACUUCUCCCGUCUCCAGGGACGGCGUGAGGUGGCGAGUGUCACCUGUGCCUGGUCACUGUACUGACUUUGAUAAGAUUUCUACACUGAGGUUUCAAUUCGUAUUGCCCAACUUGCUUUUACUUCUCUAUACGAGAUGAUUUUGAAGAGAUUUUUAACUAUGUUCCUUUUUGUAUUCUCCCUGUCCACUGCUGCUGGUUCUGUCCGCGGCUGUGGCUUUCGUAUGGACUUUGCUUGCUUUAUACUUGGGGUGGGGAAACAAUUUGUAUUUUUUUUUUUUUCUUAGCACAAGCAGGUUAACUGUGACUACCCUUCUAUAACAUCACAGCUCACCAGGACUGGUUGUUGUUGUUUUUUUAAAUAUAUAAACUGCUGUAUUUUGAAACCUCUUCCUUACUGUUCAGGCCAGCAAGCUCUUCAUUACAUAAGUGGCCUAAGGGGGUGUGGUCCUUGAGACCUGGAAUUCUGAACCUCAGCUGGCCUGUUCCCAAGGGAGAAGGGGCAGUCAGUCCAGGUGGGGCCGGGGGUGGGGGGUGAGGAGGGUGGCUUCCUGUCUAAGCCUCUUCCCCCUCUGAACUUUUUGGCAACAAAGAGAACCCAUUGGACACCCUUUGCCUCCUCGCUGCUUCUCCGGGGCUCGCUCUUCUGCCUUCUCAGGAAAGCUAGUAUCUGAUUCCACUCACAACGACCACAAGGGCCUCUGCUCUUACGGACUCUAUGUGCCCAUUACUUCCUCAGCUUCCCUACCCUUCCUGGAGACCUGGCCCACGUUCCUCCCCUUGCACAGGUGGGAUCUGGGCUCAGGAGGUCUGGGGAGAAAAUGCCUAGGUUGGAACACGGGGCCACAGUCAGAUUUGGGGCGGAAGGACAGGCCUCUGCCAGUGUAACAGGAAGCCAGGUGCUCUCUUUUCUCCAGAAUGAAAUAGGAGCAGCCAGGCCAGUGUUCUUGAGAGAAGGGGUCCCUGAAGGGUCGCUUGGAAAGGAUCCAGACCAUUCCACCAGCCUCCUAGCAGAGACUGAGUGCCGGGGUCCCAGAAGAGGGAGUUCCCCUGUCAGGACAGGGCUGGGACAGCCCAGGUCUGGGGAGGUCAGCCCAGGCCCUUGAGAAGUCGGACAUCUCCACUCCACCCACAGGCCUUAUAGCUCUGUUUACAGUGACCCACCCUAGACUGCUCCCCAAGAGGGACUAGGGUUUCUGGGGUCCAUCGUCUGGGUCAGUAGUUCAUUGAUCAUUUCAUUUUGAUUUUUUUUUCUCUAUAAACUUCUAAUCUGGCUUUUUCCAUUUCAAUUCCUGUGAUUUAUGCCAAUAAAGUUUGCCAUUAUUUUCA